AUGCACUGUUUGGCCGGUGUUUCGCUCGUCGACAGCAGUAGUGAUUGUUGUGAACGCGCGUCGAGUCGACUACCUCCAACGGCCGACGCUAUGCUGACUCUCAACGGCAACUCCGCGCUCUCUUCGCCGCCCACUCUCCUCGACUUCGCGGACUCGGACUCGCGCCAAUCCAACGCCGACUUCCACGCCAUGGAACCCAUUCACGCGUUCGACGUCUUCGCCGCCGCCGACUCGGCGCUCCUCCCGCUCUCCGACUUCGCGCUCGACGAGGCCUUCGGCGGCUUCCAAGACCAACAGUGCGCGGCUCCCAAUUGGACGCUGAGAGCGCCCGAACAGUGGCAGCCGCACGACGUCUCCGAUUGGAUAAGAACGUGGGCCGCGCACAACGGCGUCCAGGACUUGGAGGUCGCGCACCUCCUCUACAACCAUAUGCCGGGCUUCGAGUUGUGUCAACUGCGACGCGAGUACUUCACGAGCGUCUGUCCGCAGUUCGGAGACCUCAUCUUCGAGGCGCUGCAACUGCUGCGCCAACAACACGCCCGCCAACAGCACUUCCAGCCGCCAGAGUUCGCCUUCCCCUCCUUCGACCUCUUGUGCCCGCAAAACAACGUCUGCCUCGACCUCGACGCUCACCAC
This is a messenger RNA of Oppiella nova, 636 nucleotides long. Lineage: Eukaryota; Metazoa; Arthropoda; Arachnida; Sarcoptiformes; Oppiidae. The record is from the annotation of a GenBank genome assembly.